Messenger RNA from Arvicanthis niloticus (Nile rat), 459 nucleotides. Its product is annotated as exocrine gland-secreted peptide 1-like. The record is from RefSeq and is a predicted model, not a curated record. Gene Ontology annotation, molecular function: pheromone activity. Lineage: Eukaryota; Metazoa; Chordata; Mammalia; Rodentia; Muridae.
AUGGUUCCUUUACCAGUGAUGUUAUUUCUCAUAACUCUGCUGCUACCAUCAAUGCACACUGAAGGAAGGGUACUAAAAGAGACUCAAAAAGAUUCCACCACAUGUUACAAUCAUAAGACAAAUCACAAGGCUGUCUUGGACAAGACUGACCACCAAGGUGAUGGAAAUGUACAGGACCCUGAGAAGGUAUUCACUGCCUCCAAGCAAGAUCAAACAUUAUUUGAAGACUUGGCCAAUGCUAACCAACAUGAAUUAAACCCAUCUAAAAAUAUAAUGGCCCAGAGCAACUGUUGUACUCAGAAGCAUCAAGUGGACCCAGUAAACUUCAAUCACAUGGACAAUAGGCUUCAAGGGACUAGAGUUAGGCACCAAGGAGACAAUUUUAAACACAAAUUCAUUCUUAAUAUAGAUGUUUUUUUUGAUGCAUUGGGAAAGACAUUAGUUUCCCAUAAUAUUUAA